UGGAAACCCCUCGGAGUCACGCUGCCCAGUGGCGAAGGGAGCGCUCGCCCGCAGUGGCAACAGCAGCGCCACCGUCCCCGUCGCUCUCCUUUUCUCUUCUGCAGCCUCCGUUCCUCUGAUUUUCCCCCACGUCCUUUGACGAUUUUUUUUUUCCGAGAAGGAGAGGGCGGGGUAGGUGUCAGUCCCCUCCUCUCUCUCCCCCCUCCUUUUCCUUCUUGGUUUGAAUUUCUUCCCCCCGGCAUUUCACUGGCUCACGGAGCUGGAGACUAGACCCGCUCAGAGGGAAGAGGAAGGCUGAGUCUCCCCUGCUGUUCCAGACCUAGAAGAACUGGAGCCUGGAGGGGGUGAGGGGAGAAGAAGGACCAGCGGGAGGGACUUGGCUUGCUCUCGCAUUUGAGGACAGCCCAUCUCCCUUGGAGAACCCCGCGGAGAGACGGACUGCAUCUCCGCAGCAAGCUUUUGGAGUACCGCUGCCCAGAAGGCGAAGGAUGGUGGUGGCUCCCAGAGCCCGCUGCAGAGCAGCGCUUUCUCUGUGGAUUGUCAGCAGCUUCAUCUGCAGAGCCUGGACAGCUCCCUCCACGUCCCAAAAAUGUGAUGAGCCACUGGUCUCUGGGCUUCCCCAUGUAGCCUUCAGCAGCUCUUCCUCCAUGUCCAGCAGCUAUUCUCCAGGCUAUGCCAAGAUCAACAAGCGAGGGGGUGCUGGAGGAUGGUCUCCAUCUGACAGUGACCAUUACCAGUGGCUUCAGGUUGACUUUGGCAACCGGAAGCAGAUCAGCGCCAUUGCAACCCAAGGGAGAUACAGCAGCUCCGACUGGGUGACCCAGUACCGAAUGCUCUACAGUGACACGGGGAGAAACUGGAAACCCUACCAUCAGGACGGGAAUAUCUGGGCAUUUCCUGGAAACACCAACUCGGACAGCGUGGUCCGGCAUGACCUGCAGCAUCCCGUGGUGGCCCGCUAUGUGCGCAUGGUGCCCCUGGACUGGAACGGAGAGGGCCGCAUCGGGCUCCGCGUGGAGGUGUACGGCUGCGCCUACUGGGCUGAUGUCAUCAACUUCGACGGCCACGUCGUGUUGCCAUACAGAUUCAGAAACAAGAAGAUGAAGACGCUGAAGGACGUCAUCGCCUUGAAGUUUAAAACCUCUGAAAGUGAAGGGGUCAUCCUGCACGGAGAAGGACAGCAAGGGGACUACAUCACGUUGGAACUGAAAAAAGCCAAGCUGGUCCUCAGUUUGAACCUAGGAAGCAACCAGCUGGGCCCCAUCUAUGGCCACACAUCUGUGAUGACGGGAACCCUGUUGGAUGAUCACCACUGGCACUCUGUGGUCAUCGAGCGCCAGGGACGGAGCAUCAACCUCACGCUGGACAGGAGUGUGCAGCACUUCCGCACCAACGGGGAGUUCGACUAUCUGGACUUGGACUACGAGAUAACUUUUGGAGGCAUUCCUUUCUCUGGAAAGCCAAGUUCCAGUAGUAGAAAGAAUUUUAAAGGCUGCAUGGAAAGCAUUAACUACAAUGGCAUCAACAUUACUGAUCUUGCCAGAAGGAAGAAAUUAGAGCCAUCAAAUGUGGGAAAUUUGAGUUUCUCUUGUGUGGAGCCCUAUACGGUACCUGUCUUUUUCAAUGCUACAAGUUACCUGGAGGUGCCCGGACGCCUUGAGCAGGACCUGUUUUCAGUCAGUUUCCAGUUCAGGACCUGGAACCCCAAUGGUCUCCUGCUCUUCAGUCACUUUGCCGAUAAUCUGGGCAACGUGGAAAUCGACCUCACAGAGAGCAAAGUGGCCGUUCACAUCAAUGUCACGCAGACCAAGAUGAGUCAGAUUGACAUUUCCUCAGGUUCUGGGUUGAAUGAUGGUCAGUGGCAUGAGGUUCGUUUUCUAGCCAAGGAAAACUUCGCUAUUCUCACCAUUGAUGGGGAUGAAGCAUCAGCUGUUCGAACAAAUAGUCCUCUUCAAGUUAAAACUGGAGAGAAAUACUUCUUUGGAGGUUUUCUGAACCAGAUGAAUAACUCAAGUCACUCUGUUCUUCAGCCUUCAUUCCAAGGAUGCAUGCAGCUUAUCCAAGUGGACGACCAACUUGUAAAUCUGUAUGAAGUGGCACAAAGGAAGCCGGGAAGUUUUGCAAAUGUCAGCAUCGACAUGUGCGCCAUCAUAGACAGAUGUGUGCCCAAUCACUGUGAGCAUGGAGGGAAGUGCUCGCAGACGUGGGACAGCUUCAAAUGCUCUUGCGAGGAGACAGGAUACAGCGGGGCCACCUGCCACAACUCUAUCUACGAGCCUUCCUGCGAAGCAUACAAACACCUAGGCCAGACGUCAAAUUACUACUGGAUAGAUCCUGAUGGCAGUGGACCUCUGGGGCCUCUGAAAGUUUACUGCAACAUGACAGAGGACAAAGUGUGGACCAUCGUGUCUCACGACUUGCAGAUGCAGACGACGGUGGUAGGCUACAACCCAGAAAAGUACUCGGUGACACAGCUCAUCUACAGUGCCUCCAUGGACCAGAUCAGCGCCAUCACCAGCAGCGCCGAGUACUGCGAACAGUACGUCUCCUACUUCUGCAAGAUGUCCAGGCUGUUGAACACCCCAGAUGGGAGUCCCUACACGUGGUGGGUUGGCAAAGCCAACGAGAAGCACUACUACUGGGGGGGCUCGGAGCCUGGGAUUCAGAAGUGCGCCUGUGGCAUCGAGCGCAACUGCACGGACCCCAAGUACUACUGCAACUGUGACGCAGACUACAAACAGUGGAGGAAGGAUGCCGGCUUCUUAUCCUACAAAGAUCACCUGCCCGUGAGCCAGGUGGUGGUUGGAGAUACCGACCGGCAAGGCUCAGAAGCCAAACUGAGUGUGGGUCCCCUGCGCUGCCAAGGAGACAGGAACUACUGGAAUGCGGCCUCGUUCCCAAACCCGUCAUCCUACCUGCACUUCUCUACUUUCCAAGGGGAAACGAGCGCCGACAUUUCUUUCUACUUCAAAACCCUAAUCCCUCGGGGAGUGUUUCUGGAAAAUCUGGGGAACACAGAUUUCAUCAAGCUGGAGCUGAAGUCUGCCACAGAGGUGUCCUUCUCAUUCGAUGUUGGAAAUGGGCCAGUGGAGAUUGUAGUGAGGUCGCCCUCCCCUCUCAACGAUGACCAGUGGCACCGGGUCACUGCAGAGAGGAACGUCAAGCAAGCCAGUCUCCAGGUGGACCGGCUGCCCCAGCAGAUCCGCAAGGCCCCGACGGAAGGCCACACCCGCCUGGAGCUCUACAGCCAGCUGUUCGUUGGUGGCGCUGGAGGCCAGCAAGGCUUCCUGGGCUGCAUCCGCUCCUUGAGGAUGAAUGGAGUGACACUUGACCUUGAGGAAAGAGCCAAGGUCACAUCUGGGUUCAAAUCUGGGUGCUCUGGCCACUGCACCAGCUAUGGGACCAACUGUGAGAAUGGAGGCAAAUGCAUAGAAAAAUAUCAUGGCUACUCCUGCGACUGCUCAAACACAGCCUAUGACGGGACCUUUUGCAACAAAGAUGUUGGUGCGUUCUUUGAAGAGGGGAUGUGGCUUCGGUACAACUUCCAGGCACCUGCAGUCAAUUCCAAAGACUCGGGCAGUAGAGCAGAGAACUCUCUGGACCAGCAGCACUCGGGCCCAGACCUGGCUCAGGAGCAGAUCCAUUUCAGCUUCAGCACCACCAGGGCACCCUGCAUCCUCCUCUACGUCAGUUCUCUCACCACGGACUUCUUGGCAGUUCUCGUCAAACCCACCGGAAAUUUGCAGAUUCGGUACAACCUGGGAGGCACCAGAGAGCCGUACAAUAUUGAUGUAGACCACAGGAACAUGGCCAACGGACAACCCCACAGUGUCAACAUCACCCGCCACGAGAAGACCAUAAUUCUCAAGCUCGAUCAUUAUCCUUCUGUGAGUUACCAUCUGCCAAGUUCAUCGGACACACUCUUCAAUUCCCCCAAGGCGCUCUUUCUUGGAAAAGUUAUAGAAACAGGGAAGAUUGACCAGGAGAUCCACAAAUACAACACCCCGGGAUUCACAGGCUGCCUCUCCAGGGUCCAGUUCAACCACAUCGCCCCGCUCAAGGCCGCCCUGAGGCAGACCAACACCUCGGCCCAGGUGCACAUCCAGGGCGAGCUGGUCGAGUCCAACUGCGGGGCCUCCCCGCUGACGCUGUCCCCCAUGUCGUCCGCCACCGACCCCUGGCACCUCGACCACUUGGACUCAGCGAGUGCUGAUUUCCCAUAUAAUCCAGGACAAGGACAAGCUAUAAGAAAUGGAGUCAACAGAAACUCAGCUAUCAUUGGAGGGGUCAUUGCCGUGGUGAUUUUCACCAUCCUCUGCACCUUGGUCUUCCUCAUCCGGUACAUGUUCCGUCACAAGGGCACCUACCACACCAACGAAGCCAAGGGAGCCGAGUCCGCGGAGAGCGCCGAUGCUGCCAUCAUGAACAACGACCCCAAUUUCACAGAGACCAUUGAUGAGAGCAAAAAGGAAUGGCUCAUUUGAGGGGUGGCAAUUUGGCCAUGGGAUAGGGAGGGGGGACUUGUAGAGAGAAGGGAAAGGGACAAGAGCACCCCGCUUCAUACUCCUGAGCACAUCCUUCAAAUAUCAGCACAAGUUGGGGAAGGCAAGCGACAGAAUAUUCUUGAGACUGAUCACUAUAAAAAUACUUUUUAAUAUUUCUUUAUAGCUGAGUUCCCCCUUCCGUAUCAAAACGAAAUAAUACAGAAAAUGCUUUUAGAGUUUAAGCAACGGUUGAAUUUGUAGGUAAUAUCUGUCUUAUUUUGUGCGUGUUUAGAGGUGUUCUAAAAUCCCGUGGUAACAGGGCAAGUUUUUUACAUUUUUAAGAGCCCUUAGAAUGUGGAUAUUUUUUCUUGAGGAAAAAAAAAAAAACUGAAUUACAUCCAUCCAUAUGGCCUCCAACAUCCUCUUCCUUUUGCAUAGAGUCAACUUUUAAUGGGCUGUCGUAGUAACUAGUUUGUGUUCAUAUGAUAUUUCUUUUUGUGUCCUGUAAAUUGGAAAAGGGAAGAAAAGGGCAAAGAGAACCAGUUUUCCAGUUUUCAGAGACCCCACUCUCUGCCACUUCUCUGAGGGCUCCAGCCCACACAGGCGGCUAGAAGAAAGAUGGAUGUGAUCAACGCAACCCUAGAGAGCGAGGAAGAACAGGGAAAGGCGUGCACCUUGGGUCAUGGGUUUGAUUUUUCAUUGAAUUCUAUGAGAUAACACUGUCCCAUGUAUGUAGUCUUAGAUCUACUCAAUAUCUGUAACUAUCAGCUACAAUACUGUGGUGACCACCUGUUACAAAAGAUCUUUCUUGUUUUACCUGCAGCACAUUAUAUAUGUAGACACACCUCGGUGGGGAAUUAGAGCCAGAUGGUAUGAUUUGUUUGCUCUGUUUUUCUUUUAUAGUUGUAGCAAAAGUAUGGACACUUCCUAGCGAAUGCAUAUAUUAGGUUGCUUUCCUUACUUUGCUUUAAAUCUCAAGUUUUUAAACCCCUGUGAUAAAAUCCUAGCAGAUAGAGCCCUCUGAAUGACACAACACAAUAAAGCCAAGUUAUUAUUGCUGUUACUCUGGAAUCGUGUGGGAAACACUGCCAUAUUUUUAAUCAACUGCACCACGUGUUAUUCCAUCCAAAAUAGACACACUGCCAUGAUUCAGAGCUCUUCUAUGACGGACACAUUUGAAGCUCAAGUUCAUUACAAGCCUGGUUGCUUCUCAGAGAAUGGAUAUGUCAAAUCUAUCACACCUCUUAGCUUAACUUAUCCCAACAAGUAGCUCAUUGAUUUUCUUUGAAAUAAUAGACUUCAUGUAAGCAGAUGGGAUAAUGCUUCCUGUUGCAGUACUCAAAACAGAAUUUAAUAUAUUUAUUUCUUUAAAAAGAUCAUGCAAAAGUUAUUUCUAGAAUGAUUUCCAUUCAAGCCUCUUGUACUUAAUAAGCUCUUCUUAAAAAAAUUUGUAGACCCCGACGUUUUGAAAAAUUACUUAUGCUCACUCUUUCCUGCUCCUCCAUGAAGGAGCCUAAGGUGAGGUUUAAAAGGUGUGGACACUAUUUCCCAUGGUCUGGCUCAGUAAAAUGGAGAUUCUAGUUGGUUGGAUUCUGUAGGCCCAAUUUAUUAAAGGACAUGAAUUGACUGAAUCAUGGAAAAGCUUGUUCAGAGCUGCCAAGGACACAUUAUGCAAGUAGUGACCCAAUCCAAAGGAGACAGUGGACCAGUCCAUUCCCCUGAGAGCCAAGGUAACGGGACAAAAGGGAGUCAAUCUUGAGGCCCUUUCAUGGCUUUUUGUUGACCUCAGACACACACUUAAAUUUCAGGAAGGCUUGACCAGUCCUCUAUAAAAUGCGUUGGAAAUGGAAAAGUAUUUAAUCUGACUAAAUAUUAAAGCAAUUCAGCAUUGACAAAUGACGUACUGAAAGCAAAGGCCAUUUUAUUUCACCAGGAUGACUACCAUUAAGGUUUCCUUUAUGGAUUCUCAUAUGGAAAAACAAAUCUUAAACAUUAUGAUUUAAAAUUGCUUCUGAUUUUUAAACCUAUUUUAAGUAUUUCUUUGGCACUUAAAAAAAAUAAAUUUCCAGGUGGAGAUUUAUUGUUUCUUGCAUUUGCCAUAAUCAUCAUAUACUUUAGGCAUCAUCUCAGCACUUUUCCUUUCCUCCCCAAAUGGUUAGGAGGUAAAAGUCAUCAAAAUUAGCCCCUGGUAUUAAAAUGUUCUCACCCUUUCUUUCUCUUUCCUGUCUCCUUUCCUCUUUCUGCCACAAAAGGUGAAAAAUCAGAUCCAACCCUUCUCUCACCAAAUUUGCAAACCUAGGACACUGAGUGACUGCAAGGGUCAGGUGUUCUCCCACAUUCCCAUCAAACAGGACACAAAGACCACUGAGAUACAUGAAGGUGGAUGAGGUUUUGAAUCACCAAGUUAACUACCAAACAGGCCCUGGAAAUCUCCGCCUCUUGUUGGGAUUAUGGGGCUCAACAAAAACACCUAGCUUUGUUUAUGAAGGCCUUGUCUAGUACAUUCUAAAUGGCAACUUGUUUACGUGAAGAAAAUCAAAUAACUUUUCUGCCAAUUCCUUCCCUUGACAGCUUAGCACGUGGCAGCCUCGUAGCCAUAACAUGACCCAUACUCAGUGCUGGUCUUACCUGGUCAUUCAUAUUCCAGGUCUCGACGUCUGACAUCCCAUACACCACUAACCUGGCAAACAGGCUAGUAGGAGCCUCCUCUGUAAGUGAUGAGCAUACACGCACACGCACACAAACAUACAUACACACACACACAUACACACACACACCCCAAGAGACUGUUUUAAAGUCUCAGGGAACAUUGAUGGAUGAUUUAGGGUUGAUGUACAAGAAACAUCAUCGGCAUAGGAAGCAAACAUCUUUUGAGAAGCCAGGAACAGGGGGCUUUGAAUGAAUGUGACGUUCUCGAAAUAGCUUAUUCCCUAGAGCUCAAGAAAGUUAGCUCAGGAAGAAGGCACUAGCUCAUUGCUGAAUGAUUCUCUGGCCCUUCUUAACAUUUAAGAAUGAUUUUCUUGAAGGGCUGGGAACAAGAAUUUAAACGGCUAGUGUUAGACAUUCUCCUGUUGCCCUACAUUUGACAAGCAAGCAUUCCUUAGCAAAGGAGCAGGAAUGCAGAGGCACCAGAGAAAGAGCUGGCCUGGGCCAGAGAGGAGGUCUUAGGGUUAUUGUUAAACAUCUGUUACGCAGCCGCCCAGCGCAGACAGACACGUGGCAGCACUUCAGGACGAAGCCAACGGGUGUGGGCUGUGGAGAUGAGAGGCUGAGGCAGCGUCAGAAGAAGCUUCCUUGCUUCUGCGACAGGAUCUCUUCUUUUCCCUCCCUCCACUUGGUCCUCUCCCUCCUCUGCCCAUAUCACAACCUUGUCACAUUCUGAAACCUAACGGCCCCUUUAUAUCUCACAUCUCCAGACAAUUCCCACCUGAUUUGAACCACUUCAUAUUUUUUGCCUUUAGCUAUCCUGUUAAGCAGUUUUUAAAAGGAAGACCACAAUUAUUACAUGAACUUUAAAUUAGCCAACCAAUAAUAGGUCCUAAGUUGCUUCUCCCAGUAGAAACACCUGGUCCUGAAAUGGGUGAGAAACCAGCAAUAGUGCACCCAACCAUUGGACUAAAAACCAACAAACACCUGGUGAGAGCAGACCCCAAGAAUCAGCCAACAGAGCCCCAAUCCUUAAUCUCCAAGUCCCUGAACUUCUGUCCCUCUUUGCUCUGUAUUUAAGAUGGAGCUAUUUUACCUACUUCGUAAGCAUUUGUGAGAUGCCAUUGAUUCUUAACUAUGAAACACUUUGAAAUCCAAAUAUAAAGGCCAAGGCCAACAGAGCUACUGAAGACCAACUUCUUGAGGUUGUAAGUCACAUCAAAAGAACCGCGUGGCCAUGUCCAGGAAUGUGGAAGCUUAGAGGGUGUGCUGUUCAACAGCCAAAUUAUCAAUUGUGUAGACUUCCAGAGAGCCAACGGGUCAACACUGGAAAUGCACCACAGCCAAACGCCAAAAAAAAAUAGUGGCAUUUUUUGUGCAUCAAGCCCUGAGCUCCCACCUGGAUGUGGCUGACAGCUCACCUUACCUGUUCAUCCCCCGACCCAAUGUGGUUUAGACUGGCUUUUGAGUAAGUCAAUACAAAAUAUAAAAACAGCAUUUUUAUGUAACCUGGUGGCUCUGUGCCUACACCACACUUGCCUUGAAUGGUAAUGUUGGAAAUUUUAAAAGUGCGUUUCUUUUACAGAAUAUUUUUGGCAUACAAGUGGUAUCUAAACUCAUUAUCAGUGAAAUCUCGCACUGAGGAAAAACUGUCAGAAGGCAAUUAUGAAUGUGUGUUGACAAACGACACACAUUCACAGGCUUCUUUUCCAGAUGAAAAUGUGCUGCAAAAACAGGUCUCCUCAGGCAGUCUGACCAUGUCCAAGGCUCGGUGACUUACUGGAUGUUCCUGCCGGCUUCUGAGAUGGCUGUGAAAUAUGGCAGUUCCUCCCCAGUAGACCAAGAAACCAUUCUUGGUGUUACUGAUUCUAAGUUUUGUUUUCUUGAUUUUUUUUUUUUAACUUUUUAAGUGAGCAUGGUGACUGCAGAGAUCAGAGCUGAGAAAAACUGGGCUAAGUAUUCUUUCUGUGAAGUCAGUUAGGACUCCAUCCCUGUGAAAUUACACAAAAUUUCACUCUCUACAAGCAACAGCAUGUAAACUAGAAUGAGAGAAGGAAAUUAUGUAUGUAUGCCUAUUAUUCUUUGUGAAUGUCUUUCAUUUAACUAAAAUUAUAUUAGCAGCCAGAUUGAUAAAUAAAAAAUUCAAAAUAGUUUUAAUUAUCCAAAAA
This is a messenger RNA of Ictidomys tridecemlineatus (thirteen-lined ground squirrel), 9298 nucleotides long. It is a transcript of the gene Cntnap2, whose product is annotated as contactin associated protein 2. Gene Ontology annotation, cellular component: cortical cytoskeleton; membrane. The record is from RefSeq and is a predicted model, not a curated record. NCBI's taxonomy places the organism in Eukaryota, Metazoa, Chordata, Mammalia, Rodentia, Sciuridae.